AUGAAGGUCGCUCCGCUCGUGAGCUUGCUGAGCCUGGGUGCUCUUGCUGCUGCAGGAGCCCCUAAGGUCGUGCCUAGGGACUUCAGCGCCAGCGACUACUAUGUGCUCCAUCUCGAACCAGACACUUCACCCGACCAGGUUGCAUUGAGGCUCGGCCUGACGCAUGAAGGACAACUUGGAGAACUACAAGACCACCACAUAUUUGCCGCGACCAAGGCGGAACAUGAUGUCGUAAAACGAGAGCUGGUGGAGAGGCGGCGUCGGAAACGAGGACUGAAUGACCGUGAUAUACUGGACGGCGUCUUAUUAUCUAAGAAACAGGAGCUGCGGGCACCAUGGGAGAAGAGGAUCAUCCCUCCACCGCGUGCCGGCCCACAACCUCUGUCCAAGAGGCAAGGUGACGAGCCGGUGGACUGGGCGCUUCAAAAACAGCAGUCAGUUGCUCAAACACUUGGGAUAAACGAUCCCAUCUUCAACGAGCAGUGGCAUCUAUUCAACGCGGUCCAGCCAGGGCACGAUGUCAAUGUGACAGACGUUUGGCUACAGGGCAUCACUGGCAAGAAUGCCACUGUUGCCAUUGUGGACGAUGGUCUGGAUAUGUACAGUAACGAUCUGAAAGCCAACUACUACGCGCAGGGUUCGUAUGACUUCAACGACAAGACAGACGAGCCCCGGCCGCGGUUGUCGGAUGAUCGCCACGGCACCCGUUGCGCCGGCGAGGUCUCAGCUGUCAAGAACGAUGUCUGUGGUGUCGGUGUUGCGUACGACUCGAAGAUUGCUGGUCUUCGUAUUCUCAGCAAGCUCAUCAGUGACGCUGAUGAAGCAGUCGCAAUGAACUACGAUUUCCAGCACAAUCAGAUCUAUUCUUGCUCAUGGGGACCCCCCGAUGAUGGGCGGAGUAUGGAUGCUCCUGGUAUCCUCAUCCGUCGUGCGAUGCUCAACGCCGUUCAGAACGGCCGAGGAGGACUAGGUUCCAUCUACGUCUUCGCUAGUGGUAAUGGAGCGGGUAACGACGACAACUGCAACUUCGACGGCUACACGAACAGCAUUUACAGCAUCACUGUCGGUGCUCUUGACAGGAAGGGCGAGCAUCCAUACUACAGCGAGGAAUGCUCAGCCGGGUUAGUCGUUACCUAUUCUAGCGGUGGUGGAGAUGCAAUCCACACCACCGAUGUGGGUGAAAAUCAGUGUUAUAGCGGACAUGGAGGCACCUCUGCCGCGGCACCUCUUGCUGCUGGUAUCUUUGCGCUUGCGUUGCAGGUCAGACCAGAUCUCUCUUGGAGAGAUAUGCAGUAUCUUGCCAUGCUUACAGCCGUCCCUAUCAACCUUGAUGACGGAUCAUGGCAGGAUACUACUAUCGGCAAGAAGUUCAGCCACACUUUUGGCUACGGCAAGAUCGACAGUUACAGCCUCGUGGAGAUGGCCAAGGAUUGGAAGAGUGUCAAGCCACAGGCCUGGUUCUUCUCCCCGUGGAUUCAUGUCAACGAGGCAAUUCCCCAGGGCGAGCAGGGACUUGCUGUCAGUUUCGACAUCACGCCCGAUAUGUUGAAGGAAGCCAACCUCGAGCGCGUCGAGCAUGUCACUGUGACCAUGAACAUUGCACACACCCGCAGGGGCGAUAUCAGCGUUGAUUUGAUCAGCCCAAACAAGGUCGUCAGUCACCUUUCCGUUCCUCGCAGAAUGGACGCAGAAGCAGCUGGCUAUGACGACUGGACGUUCAUGAGUGUGGUCCAUUGGGGUGAAUCUGGUCUUGGCACAUGGACCGUCAUUGUGAAGGAUACCAAGGUCAACGAGCACAAUGGCACUUGGACUGACUGGCAUCUGAAGCUUUGGGGCGAGUCCAUUGAUCCGGCUAAGGCAGUGGUCCUGCCCAUGCCGACUGAGGAGGACGAUGCAAACCAUGCUAUUACCUCGACUACGACUGUUGGUGCCACAACAACGACUUUGCCUCCAGUGGCAGGUACACAGUCUGAAGCACCGCUUGUCACGGCGUCUGAUCACCCAGAUCGUCCAACGAAGCCCAAGCCAACCAACAGCAACGGAGCCUCAGAGACCACCGGUGGAGAAGAGGAGGCCCAGAAGAGCGGCAGCUCAUGGCUCCCAGGCUUCCUCCCAACAUUCGGCGUGUCUCCCGCAACUCAGGCUUGGAUCUACGGCUCCGUCGCUCUCAUCGUCAUCUUCUGUAGCGGUCUUGGCGUGUACCUAUGGAUGGCGCGCCGCAAGAGGCUCCGAAACAACCCGCGCGGCGAGUACGAGUUCGAGCUUCUCGACGAGGAAGAAGCCGAGGGCCUCGCCAGCGGUGAGAAGGGCGCCAUUGGCAAGAAGGGCCGCAAGACCCGCGGCGGCGAGCUGUAUGAUGCCUUUGCCGGCGGCAGCGAGGACGAGGACGAGGAGUUUGACUCUGGGGACUACCGCGACCGGUCGGCGGAGCGCGCCGAGGACGGGCGGAACGAGAAGCGUGGUGUGCGGCGUCAGGAUGAUGGCGAGGAUGACGAGGAGGAUGAGCAACAUCAUGUUGUCGGGGGCGAUGAUAGCGAUGAAGAGGACGAGGAUGAGAGGAGAGGACUGCAGUCUGGGCGGCGUUAA
Messenger RNA from Phaeoacremonium minimum UCRPA7, 2586 nucleotides. Its product is annotated as putative pheromone processing endoprotease kex2 protein. The coding region runs from base 1 to 2586 and encodes 861 amino acids. The transcript is spliced from 2 exons. Gene Ontology annotation, molecular function: serine-type endopeptidase activity. Gene Ontology annotation, cellular component: Golgi membrane; trans-Golgi network. The record is from RefSeq and is a predicted model, not a curated record. NCBI's taxonomy places the organism in Eukaryota, Fungi, Ascomycota, Sordariomycetes, Togniniales, Togniniaceae. Gene Ontology annotation, biological process: protein processing.